AUGGGCGGUUCAGGAACCACCUUUCCUCCUCCGCCUCCAGUGCACAGUCAGAACGUGGCCUUGAACGCAACACCUUCUACGGUACCCUUCACCACCCAACCCACUCUCCAAGCAACCACCUCCGAGGGGUCGCACAAGCCCAAACCCUCGUUCUUGAAGGACAUCCGUCGUACACCGUCCGCAAACACCGUGGACAGUAGCAACGCAACAACCUCUUGGACGGUCAGGCAACAAAACAUCCAGAACGGUAUCAAUUCGUCUUCCCCAGCCCAUCAUAACACAGCAUCUUCCCCUCUCGCCCUUGCAUCGCCUACUACAACAACCAUGGCCCGGCCUACGUUGAUGAGUCGAGAGUCAGAAGGAGGCCUAUCCGAGGGAACCUCAGGGGGCACUCAGGACCCCCUCUCGGCAAAAUCAAAGUUCAUGCGUGUACUGAACAAGUUCAAAGGCAAGCACCUACAUAAAGGGUCUUCCACAAGUGGGCCAUCCACUACGGCAUACAACAGCCAGCCACCAGACUCUGUCUCGGACGCGUCCUCUUUUAUCCUACCGUCUACACACUUUGGCCAGGUGGAGUCUAUCGAGUACACCGACCAGGGCUCAACAGCCUAUGCCGCGCGCUCAGAUCUAAGCUCGACAUCCAUGCGAUCCUACGUUGAGCCCCCUAGUGCACAACAAAAGGAGCCUGCUCACAAUGCUGACAUCGCUGAGUCUGACAAGCGUCGUGUUAUCCGCCUCGACCAGAAUCGACCAUCCCUACGCGCCAAGUUCAAGAACCAGGUCACCAACACCCUUGCCUCCAUCAAGUCGUCGUCCAAUCUCCGCGACAAGGCUCGAUCACAAGCUUCGUCCACCGCGACUUCGCCUACCAGUCCAGUGAGUCCACAAUCAACCACGUCUCAAGACCGUCAAGGGUCCAACAUCACCGAUGGCUCGGAACCGCUUCAGUCAAGCACCCCAAAGAGCCGACACUCCAAGGGCUUUUGGACUUUCCCCAGAUCACGACCCGACUCUCAAAUCGCCCAAUCACUCCGCGCUGCCAAUGGCGGACCAUCCUCUGCCGAGCAGCCGUCUCUUCAGCCGCUGGACCAAGACCUGGACACCAUCAUGAUGUCCCCGGAGCUCGCGCCCCUUGAUCAUGAUGAUGGCGCAGACUCGGACCAUUCUAUCGACAUCAUCAUGCCCGGUGACUACGACGACUAUACCCAGUUUGCUGAGCUCCCUCUCAAGAAACGCAAGAAGCUGGAGGCCGCCGCCACCGCUGCCGCUGCUGCAGUUGCACUAAACCCUACCGGCAAGUCGGCGCGAGGCAUGAAGCGGUUCCUACUCCAUCCCAAGAACACCACUGACGACGACAAGGGCAAGAAAACGAUUACUGACCCCUUUCCCAGUAGUGAUCCAGGCACCAGCGUCAUUUCACAAAGGACCAGCAAGAAGCGGCCCAAGGACCAGGACUCGAUAGAACAAAACAUUAGGCACGAGCCCUACAAGAUGGCGAAACACAACUCGGGAGAGCGGUCGCAAUGGCGUAGAGCCAUCAUGCGAUCAUUACACCUAGGUCGUCGUCACCAGGCUGAACAAGGUAUCACGACAUCCUUACAAGCCGACGCUACGUUCCUGAACAUCCAGUCGCAUCGCGACAGCGGUGUCUAUCCCGAUGGUCAAGGUCCUCAAACUGGGCAACAUGAGGGUCCUCAGUCUGUGAGAUCAAAGUCCUUGGCCACCUCGACUCACGCAGCUCUCCUCGCCACAACUAUUUCCAAGUCCCAAGUCCCUGGAUCUCGGCGGGAGACGCUCGAGAUGGCAAUGCGUCGGCGGCGCAGGAGUAGUGCCGCACGCUCGAGCAUCCUGGACCCUAGAGGCUCUUUUCAUAUCCCUGGUGGCCUCACUAUGAUUGAUGAUGACAAUGCAUCGUCCUACAACAUCACACAUACCUUCACCAGCUUCACGCUCGAGUUGGCGGAGCUGCACCAUGCACAUGCUGUGGUCAACAACUCUGCAACGCCUGGGCUCUUCAACUUCAAGCAUCAAUCAAGGGCUCUGCUGCCAGCCGCAGAUGUUGAGUACGAGUUCCGAUCAUUCGAUUCGGAUGGCGACGCUGUCAGUGGCUACACUGGCGACGCUGACAUCUCGAUGGAGGAGAUUUACGUGCGGCCAAGAACACCCGCACCACGGAGCACACCCGAGAGCAAGGACAAAGGCAAGGCUCGAGAGGCGAGCUCUCCUGAUAGUUUGGCGCGAAGGAGAAUCUCAAGUGUCGAAGGCGAGUCUGACACUGUCUCUGAGUUACCUACGCUAUCUAUCCGAACAAGGGAUCUGAACAGGAGCAGCAGCGGUGGUGGUGGUGGUAGUCGAGCAAGCGGUCGCGAGAGUCCAAGGUCUCCUAGGAAAGCAGGCGCCACGUCUCCUACCCUUCACCGCAAGCCAAGUCGGCAGUUUUUGAACGGCAGCUAUGUCGCCUCGGGUACUCCAUCCCCAGGCCAACUUUCCGGCAACAACCCAUCGAUAGACGAGGCUCUUGCCUUGAAGCCAAGAAACAUCUUGCAGCCGGCAAGACCACAUGUUCCCGCGUUGACCUUGAACACCAAGCAGCCGCUCCCAGUGACAAAAGGUAGUGGACUCUCUUCGUCUACAACGUUGGUUCCAUCUUCACGAUCGCCACAUUCGGCAAACUCGCUGAUGUUGACUCAAUCUCCUGGUUUAAUUUCACCAACAGGGUUCGCAAGGCAAGAGUCGCAGCACCACCAACGGAACUCGUCUUCUUACUCUCAAUAUUCCAGCCAACACCAGCAGCAAGCCUCCUCCGAUACCCUUGUGCCGCACCACCUCAAGAACUUUAGCACUGCAUCGACGAUGUCUGCCGGCUCAAACUACUCUGCCCAGACUCUGAAUGGAGGCAAUGGCCCCGGCCCUCUGCUGUCGACCUUCCAACCUGUCGAGUUUGAUCCAAGCCAGGAAUUCCCACCAACAACACCUGUGGACCUGAAAGCCAUGGAUUUCGACACGCUUCUGAAGGCAGCAGAGCGAGAGCAGCAGAAGGGGUCGGGUGAUCUCAGACUCAAAAAGCGCAAGAGCUACCAGUUCAAAGACCUCCAGUCGCUCAAGGAUCGUCAUAAUGAACUGAGCGCGCAUGUCAGGACUGACAGCGACAUUACCGGCAAGAGAGUCGCGCCAGGACUGUAUACCAAGCCAUUGAACACCAAGAGCAGCCUCACGGCAGCAUUGGUCAAGUCGGCGCCCAACCUGGAUGAGCUCCACACGCGAGGAGGAGGAGCCGACACGAACAAUGGCGUCGGCACUAGCAGGGGCGUCAAGGCUGGGAUCCCUACCAGUCGUGCUGACCCACUGAGGAUUCCAGUCUCCAGGAGCGCCAUUACCUUUGAUGUUGACGAGAACGCAGUAGCCGUAGCGGCGGCAGCCUCUCGUAACAACCCACGGACCAAGCGGGUCAUGAAGAAGAAGAUGAGCGUGAUCAAGCUGAGCGGCAAUGUUCAAGGUCGCCGCGAAGAUGACGGCGUGAUCCGCGUUUCUGUCUCGUCCCCCUCAGGAGAAUUUCGUCAAGCACGCGCCUACUAA
This is a messenger RNA of Linnemannia hyalina, 3576 nucleotides long. The record is from the annotation of a GenBank genome assembly. Lineage: Eukaryota; Fungi; Mortierellomycota; Mortierellomycetes; Mortierellales; Mortierellaceae.